GCUCGCUAACCCUAUCGGGUUCUUUUUCCUUCUUCUUCUUCUUCUUCCCCGUUUCUAAUUAUUUGGCUUCGGUUUUAGGACAGAAAAAUGAUCUGAUUCCCUCCGCAUUCCGUUUUACUUCUCCCCCUCCUCCGUUUCUUACAUUCCAAUCUCCCCCCACCAAUUCACCCUCUUCAUAAUCUGCAAUCGCAAACCGGAAUCGCCCAUCCUUUUGAAUUCAAACUCUCUCUUCCGUGGUGAUGACCUAAUCCCCUCUGUUUCCCUCUCCCAUCCCCUUUCUGCAACUUUUGAACCAAACCCAGAAAUUCAAAUCCCUCCUUUUCUGCUGCUGCUGUUGGAUUCCAGAGAACCCGUUUCCCCCCCUUCCCCCUUUAGCGUCUGGAAACAAUAGGAGCAUGAAGAGGGGGAAAUCGGACACCCGAUUGGACAAGUUCGGUGCCGUCACGCGGCAGCGAUCGUUCCACGUUCUUAUUGCCUUGGGGGUCCUGUAUUUCUUCCUCGUCACAGUGGAAAUUCCUUAUUUAUUCAACUCCGGCGCUAGCUCCUCCGUCUCCCCCGACGCACUCACUCGCCCGUCUAAGCUCCAGAGCGAGGAGGAUUUGCUGGACAAGGACGCGCCUUCUCGCCCUCGCUCAUGGGAAUCCCACACCACCGCCGCCUCUGCCCAACCGGGUCCGACCCAGCUCCUCCCCGCCAAAAAGAUCGCACUCCCCAAGAACAUCCUCUCCAGCUUGAAGUUCGACCCGGAGACUUUUGAUCCGACUAAGAAGGACAGGUCCGUGGAGCUCCACAAGAGUGCCAAGACUGCUUGGGAAGUUGGCAGGAAGAUGUGGGCUGAGAUCGAGAGGGAUGAAUUCGACUUCCUGGAGCCGAAGAAGCCCGAGAACCGUACUGAGUCGUGCCCCAACUCGGUGACGCUGACUGGGUCUGAGUUUCUGAGUCGCGGCCGGGUCGUGGAGCUUCCUUGUGGGCUCACGAUUGGUUCCCACAUCACGGUGGUUGGGAAGCCGAGGGCAGCUCAUGCAGAGGCUGACCCCAAGAUAUCUUUGAUUAAAGAUGGCGGGUCGUCGGUUAUGGUGUCCCAGUUUAUGAUGGAGUUGCAGGGUUUGAAGAUCGUGGAUGGUGAGGAUCCGCCCAGGAUUCUACAUUUCAAUCCGAGGUUGAAGGGGGAUUGGAGUGGCAAGCCUGUGAUCGAGCAGAAUACUUGUUACAGGAUGCAGUGGGGCACUGGAGUACGAUGCGAAGGGUGGAAAUCUAAUGCUGACGAGGAGACAGCUCCAUAUCUUACCCUGUUGCCUGCAGUUGAUGGCCAGGUGAAGUGUGAGAAGUGGAUCCGUGAUGAUAACAACCACUCAGAGGAAUCAAAGGCUACUUGGUGGUUAAACCGGUUGAUUGGCCGAACCAAAAAAGUGACGUUUGAUUGGCCAUUCCCAUUUGCAGAGGAGAAAAUGUUUGUUUUGACUCUAACUGCUGGUUUGGAAGGUUAUCACCUCAAUGUUGAUGGGAGGCAUGUGACCUCUUUCCCUUAUCGCACUGGAUUUACACUUGAGGAUGCCACAGGACUCACUGUGUAUGGGGAUGUCGAUGUCCACUCCAUAUUUGCUGCAUCAUUGCCUGCAGCUCAUCCUAGCUUUGCUCCUCAGAAGCAUCUUGAGAAGUCUAUUGUUUGGAGAGCACCAGCUCUUCCUGAAGGGCCUGUGGAACUUUUCAUUGGCAUUCUUUCAGCAGGUAACCAUUUUGCUGAAAGGAUGGCUGUCAGGAAGUCUUGGAUGCGCCACAGACUGAUCAGAACUUCACAUGUGGUUGCUCGGUUCUUUGUAUCACUUCAUGCACGAAAAGAAGUGAACUUGGAAUUGAAGAAAGAAGCCGAAUUUUUUGGAGAUAUUGUGAUAGUGCCUUACAUGGAUAACUAUGACCUUGUGGUUCUGAAAACCGUUGCCAUCUGCGAAUAUGGGGUCCGGACUGUUGGAGCAAAGUAUAUAAUGAAGGGAGAUGACGACACUUUCAUAAGGGUAGAGACAGUUCUUGAUGAAGCUAAAAAGGUUCCCGAGGGACGAAGCUUGUAUAUUGGCAACAUAAAUUACUUCCACAAGCCCCUCCGACACGGGAAAUGGGCUGUCACUUACCAGGAGUGGCCAGAGGAAGAUUACCCGCCCUAUGCCAAUGGGCCUGGCUACAUUUUGUCAGCGGACAUAGCCAGAUUCAUCGUCUCCGAGUUUGAGAAACAUAAAUUAAGACUGUUCAAGAUGGAAGAUGUGAGCAUGGGAAUGUGGGUUCAGAAGUUCAACAGGACGAAAGCAGUGGAACUAGUGCACAGCUUGAAGUUCUGCCAGUUUGGAUGCUUCGAUGGCUAUUACACAUCGCACUACCAGUCCCCACGGCAGAUGAUCUGCCUUUGGGAAAAGUUGCAGAAGUUUGGUUUGCCUCAAUGCUGCAACAUGAGAUGACAACAACUCCUAAUGUAUACCGCACCCUGUAUUUCAAUACCAGGUACGAGAACCACCCCGAUAUGAUAUGACAUCAUCAUUCCUCCCCUAGUCGGCCUAACAAUGACAGAAAAUGCCGGAACAGUGUAGUAAUGUGAAGAAUAUACAUCUUGGAGUUGAGCCGGACAGAUGUCCGGGGCGGGGAGAAAGAGGUAGAAGAAAGGAAAACCAGAGUUCUUUUUAAACUUAACUGUAGGCCAAGAACAUUCUUGUAUAUAUGCUUGUGAAUUCAAGUAAAACAAGAAAACUCUGAUGUUAGAACUCUGUACUACUGCACCAAGUUUUCCCAAUUCGAGAAAAAAUGUUCUUUUGAAAGUUCUGGUCGCAGGAUUUACGUUACAGGAACUGAUCUUAGUGAAGCAAGUUCUUCUUUCGAUCUUUUUUCCUGGGUAGAAUCUUCUUUCUAUCCUUUGAUCAUGGCUCAUUCGCCGGCCGGUGGAGAUGGCUGGUAGCCGGCUAGCAAUGGGUGAUUGAGACCCUACUUAUUAUAUCUUUGAUGGCACAUUUGGAAAGGAACCUGGUUCCCCUUUUUCCUAUUUUUGUUGUGACAGAACAACUCCAGAAGAACGAGUCAGCCUACCCAAAAGGGGAAAAGAAGAGGUCUUUUGCGCUGUUUUGCUUUUUAACAAAUUCGCGCAUGUUCGUUUAUGCUUCUUCCAGUCAUUUUCCACCGUCGACUCGGCUGUGUGUUCCAACUUCAAUCACUCCAGCAUGUCGACCAUUUACAAGCUCGGAUCUUCGGCAUAAACUCAAGCUUACUUCGUCGGAUUAUAUGUGCGAUAAUUCUAGAUUGUUGAAUGCAGACGAUGGUAAUUUUGUAUGUUCAGGCCAGUGGCACCGAAGCUCGUCUUUCUUUCUGGACGUUUGCUAUGCCGUGCGUCCUACGUUUUACUUUCACACUCCAAGAUAUGCUUUCUGGGAGGAAGAACCGUUUUAAAUACUAGAUUA
This is a messenger RNA of Linum tenue, 3434 nucleotides long. NCBI's taxonomy places the organism in Eukaryota, Viridiplantae, Streptophyta, Magnoliopsida, Malpighiales, Linaceae. The record is from the annotation of a GenBank genome assembly.